Messenger RNA from Symbiodinium natans, 393 nucleotides. The record is from the annotation of a GenBank genome assembly. NCBI's taxonomy places the organism in Eukaryota, Dinophyceae, Suessiales, Symbiodiniaceae.
AUGCCUGGGCGCCGAUACAUGAGCAGCCAGCUCAGAGUGAGGCCCUUUCGAGAGGUUCUUCCGGUUCUUUCCUCGGUGCGCUGGUUAGGCUCUCCUACCAUUCCGAGUAUGCUUCAGCCUCCGCAGCUGCUUCUCCCGAUUCUCGUCGUGGUCGGCGGCCCCACCAUGCAACUGCCAUCCAGCAGCGCGUGCACGCCAGAAAUGACCGCUGCGGCACUGGCAGGACCGCAGGAGUCGGAUCCCUUUCGCGUGUCGCUGGAGCAGUUUGGUGCCGGGCCGCUAAAGCUGAUGUUCUUGAAGGCUUGGAGACCUCAGAGCUUUUGGGGGAGUUUACUCGAGAUCAGGCUCGCCGAUCCCUUGCCACUGCAGGAUGAUGGCUUGCAGACUUCCUAG